Gryllus bimaculatus (two-spotted cricket) is the source of this 3273-nucleotide messenger RNA. The record is from the annotation of a GenBank genome assembly. Lineage: Eukaryota; Metazoa; Arthropoda; Insecta; Orthoptera; Gryllidae.
CUGGCGGCGUUGGCGCUGCUGUGCGCGGGCUGGCUCAAGGCGGUGCGGCUGGCGCGCGCGCUGCCGGGCCCGCCCACGGUGCCUCUGCUGGGCAACGCGCUCACCAUCACCAACCACGAAGAGCUAAUGCACCUGGGACGAACGGCAUACGAACUUUUCGGAGGUGUCUUUCGCGCUUGGGUGACGAUUUUCCCUAUGUUCGUUGUUCUGGAACCGGAAGCCAUUCAGAAAAUUCUUAGUAGCCAAAAACACACGGAGAAAAUAUCUCUGUACAGGUUGCUGCACAAUUUCUUGGGUCAAGGACUCAUAACAAGCAGUGGUGAAGAAUGGCAUACGCAUCGGAAAUUAAUACAACCCAGUUUUCACAUUAAUAUACUCGAAGGGUUUGUGACGACAUUUUACGAUUGUGCCAACAUAUUUGUGAAUCGUUUACAACCAACUGGCCCAAAAGGAGUGAACAUAACAUCAUAUAUUAACAACUGCGUCCUAAACAUUCUUAAUGAAUCCGUUUUGGGGAUUCCUGUAGACGAAAAAGAAACCAAAGCUGUCUCUGAAACACCGUUUCGAAAAGGAAAAGUUGUAGUACCCCAUCGGCUGGUGAGGCCCUGGUUGUUACUGAACUGGGUGUACAAACUUACUGAAGAUGCCAGAAAAGAGAUGCAACAUAAGAAUGAUAUUAUUGAGUUUGCAAAAAAGGCCCUGGAAGAAAGACGAAAAUUGAGGAAAGAAGCCAAAGUAUCGUCGACAGCCAACCCUGAAAAAAAAUGUCUUCUGGAUUUCCUUAUUGGAAUUAAUGAAAAUAAUGAAGAUUUCACAGAUGAAGAUAUAGUCAAUGAAGUUUGUACUUUCAUGCUUGCGGGCCAGGAUUCAGUGGGUGCAGCGCUGGCGUUUGCUGUCAUAAUGCUAGCCAAGCAUCAGGAAGAACAAGAGAGAGUAGUGGAAGAACUGGAAAGCAUCUUCAAUGGUUCCGAUCGUAUUCCAACUCGUCAAGACCUCGCCGCGAUGCGUUAUUUGGAACAGUGCCUCAAGGAAACACUUCGGCUUUACCCUAGUGUGCCGAUAAUGGCCCGUCGGUUGGGACACGACGUCACAAUAGGCAAGCAUACUCUUCCUAAGGGCGCGGAAAUUCUCAUUAGCCCAUUCGCCGUUCAUCGCCUAAAGCACAUAUAUGCAAAUCCAGAAACGUUUGACCCUUCUCGUUUCUGUUAUAAAUUUUCCAUGAUGGAAAUGAAAACAGUAUUGUCGGUAUUACUUCGGAAGUACAAACUGGAGCCUGUGCCGGGAAAAGACGUGGUGGAUCUGAAGUACCGCCUCACGCUGCGCAGCAAAGGCGGCGUGUGGGUGAAACUGAGUCCUCGGGAGCCCCUGUAGUAGGAAGAAGCAACAGGUGGUGACCAAGAGGAGCGGAGCAGCCACCAGUGAAACCAGUCAGCCAUUCCAGUCACCUGUAGUGUUCCAGAUUUAUUCAGCAUUUCAUACGACAAACAUUCUUGUAUCACGAGCAACUUCUGAUACGGAAUGUUGCUCCCGAAUUUCCUCUUCGUAUUUAUGUCGUUUUCUAUUAUCCUACAAGAAGCCGGUUGAAUAAUUCAUCUGCAAUUUACAUGAUAGAAUUUUUGGACACAACAUAUGUCACGCCCGCGCUAAUGGUGGAUUAGAACCUCAGUAAAAAUAUCAGAUAAGAUCACCAUACAUUUGAUAGUUUUAAUAUUUUCUUUUAAAAUAUUUUCAAUGGAGGAACCAUAGUUCAUGUUUUCAUAUGGUUCCAUUGUUCAACAUAUCACUUCCGGGACGUCGGAAUUAUGUAUUAAUAUGGCUUGAUAGUCCUCAACUCCCUGAAAAUUUGAAAGAGGAGCUCACUGAAAAGCCGGGAGAUCAAUGAACAAAGUGUAAAAAUUAUCUGCUACCUAAAAAUUGACUUGCGUUUUUUCUAAUUAACGAUCAUUUUAAAACCAGAGAAAAAUAUUUUAAAUGACAGUUGUGAUGCCGUUGUUAUAUUUCCCCUCUCAUUGCGAGGAUUCCCGAUGUCUCUUUUUAUUAUUCUUUUGUCAUUUAUUAACGCCAUCGCUCAAAAUGUGAUUUGGCAGUGCCGAUGCCGUGUUUCAUUCACUAAAAAGGUCUACUGUAUUCUUAUUCUAGUCUUCGAAUUCUAAUUUUAACAUUCAUACAGAGAGAAUGUUUAUUAAUAAUUUCAUAAUGAUGUAAAUAACACUCAUUAUCUUGAACCAAAUACUUCCAUUUUGUUUUAAUUUGCACUCCUUUACUAUUUAAGGUCUACGGCAUGCUUAUAUAUUCAAAACAUACUAUGGUAAAAUAAGGGUUAAAAGCAAAUAAUUGGAGAAAGAUUGACUGAUUGAAUGCAUAAAGUUCGAAUGAGUGUCAUGAUUAAAUUUCAAAAUGAUUUCUGUUACGGUUGAUACAAAUAAAUGAUUAUGUAUAUUCAGACGUUAUCAAUACAAAAAUGACAAAUUGUCAAUUUAACAAUUAUUCAAUUUACAAUUAUUAUUUGUCAAGGUCUCUUAAUAUAAAUCCAACAAUAUAUUUUAGUGUGAUUUUAGUAAAGAGUAAUGGAUUGCAACACAAAUGGAGGGCAGUAAGACCUUUCAAACACCUAUGCUUUGAAGUGUAUGAAGAAUCCCAUGACAAAUAGAAAACAUCUGCAAAACACUUGUAAUCGAAAUCACAACAGAAUCACAUGGAAGAAGGAUUCAGUUACGAUACAUCAUUAGUAAUGGUUUUUGGAGUGUAGACAGUGGUGUUUAUUACUCUCUAAAUAAUAAAAUAAAUGUUUUAUUGAAAAAUUUGCAAUGAGAAAUAAUUAAUUUAAUCAAUAUUAGUAGCAAUAAAAUAAACCUAAAGGUGAUGCAUUCAAUAUUUAUUACAAUUUCAUCUGAUUUAUUUAAACAUAAUGAACUAUUUAACUAAAUUGUGAACUUUAUCAUUUCUCAAGCCUCGGCAAUAACAAAUUAGUCUUCUGUGAUAUCUUCAUCUCCAAUGUUGGUAUUUGCUUACGUGUGAAAGAUCAGCAACGAUAGUCUACAAGGCAAUCUUAUUCAUAAAUAUGUAGACUUAAUGGAAAUAUUAGUGAAAUGUGCAUGAUAGAAUUGUACAUUAAAUGAAUAUGUUAUACAGUAUUUUACAAAUUAAUGUUGAAAGUAAUUCAUAUCUUCUGUAGAAAAAAGUGUAUAAGUUAUUUAAUUGUGGACCAUCAAUUAUAAAUAAUUACAUAUAUUUAUAAUGUCGAUAUAUUAGAGAUAAAUAAAUUAAUAAUAC